CCCCUGAAUCCACAGCAACGCCUUAGAUAUUUCCACCUCCAACUCCCCCCUUACGACCAAAUCCAAAAUUCGCACUAUUUCAAGGCAAUUUCCCCUCUUUCUAAAUUGUAACAUAGGAAUAAAAAAAAUACUCUUAAAUAUAUAUACGUACAAACAAAAUUAUCGUCGUACAUAUAUAAAUAUAAAUCCAUUCACCGCAAAUCCAGCAUUUCUUCAUUUUCCAAUUUCCUUCUCCGAUCCCAUCGCCCCUCCCUCGCUCUCUCGUUGCUCUCUCUCUCUCUCUGUCUAUUUUCAUUAUUUUAUCCUUUCGUUUGGAUUUUUGGUUGUGAAACUUUAGGGCUAGGGUUUUGAGAGAUGGGGCAACAGUCGCUGAUCUACAGCUUCGUGGCGCGUGGUACGAUGAUCCUCGCCGAGUAUACCGAGUUCACCGGUAAUUUCACCAGCAUCGCGGCUCAAUGUCUCCAGAAGCUCCCUGCUUCCAACAACAAGUUUACCUAUAACUGCGAUGGCCACACCUUCAAUUACCUCGUUGAAAAUGGAUUCACCUACUGUGUGGUAGCAGUUGAAUCUGCUGGCAGGCAAGUUCCAAUUGCAUUUCUGGAACGAGUCAAGGAAGACUUCAACAAGAGAUAUGGUGGAGGGAAAGCUGCAACUGCUACUGCGAAUAGCCUGAAUAGAGAAUUUGGGUCCAAAUUGAAGGAGCAUAUGCAGUAUUGUGUGGACCAUCCUGAAGAGAUCAGCAAACUUGCCAAAGUGAAGGCUCAAGUUUCUGAAGUCAAGGGUGUUAUGAUGGAAAACAUUGAGAAGGUCCUUGAUCGUGGUGAGAAAAUUGAGUUGCUGGUGGAUAAAACAGAGAACCUUCGCUCACAGGCACAAGACUUUAGGCAGCAGGGAACUAAGAUGAGAAGAAAGAUGUGGCUUCAGAAUAUGAAGAUAAAAUUGAUUGUUUUGGGUAUCCUUAUUGCCCUGAUUCUUAUCAUUGUGCUGUCAGUCUGCCAUGGCUUCAAAUGUUAAUCUGUCUUGGAUUUCCCUUGUACCGCUCUUGCUGCCUGGGUUGUCUUGAUAGAUUGGUUUGUCUUACUUGUUUUUUUAGGGCAUAUAUUUCUCCCUUUGCUAGCCGUUUAGGAUAGGGGGAGGCUUUGUAUCUUGGUUGGCUGUAUAGGUUAUAGUUUGAACUUGUUACGGUAGAUAAAAAAUUUCUAUGGAGGAUUUCUUCUUUAUAUUGUAAUGGGGGAUUACUCGGAUGCCUGCAUAUCAUAUUUGUCCUUUUGAAAUGUUAUUAAUCUGUUUUUUUGUUUUUCUCGCUUA
This is a messenger RNA of Theobroma cacao (cacao), 1308 nucleotides long. Its product is annotated as putative vesicle-associated membrane protein 726. Lineage: Eukaryota; Viridiplantae; Streptophyta; Magnoliopsida; Malvales; Malvaceae. Gene Ontology annotation, cellular component: membrane. Gene Ontology annotation, biological process: vesicle-mediated transport. The record is from RefSeq and is a predicted model, not a curated record.